This is a messenger RNA of Stegostoma tigrinum, 1390 nucleotides long. RefSeq names its product cysteinyl leukotriene receptor 1-like. The transcript is spliced from 2 exons. Gene Ontology annotation, molecular function: G protein-coupled receptor activity. Gene Ontology annotation, biological process: G protein-coupled receptor signaling pathway. Gene Ontology annotation, cellular component: plasma membrane. NCBI's taxonomy places the organism in Eukaryota, Metazoa, Chordata, Chondrichthyes, Orectolobiformes, Stegostomatidae. The coding region runs from base 145 to 1101 and encodes 318 amino acids. The record is from RefSeq and is a predicted model, not a curated record.
CUGGGAACUCCAUGGUGAAUAUUACGUGGGCUAGUCUUCUCCGUGCAGUUCUUUGCACGACCACUUCGGAUACGCAAUUUGAAAGCUGUCUUUUUUUUAAAAAAGGCAGAAAAAUUCAAGUUCACAAAUUCCUCAAAGCAGAGCAUGAAUAACACCAGCAUCUGGAGAAAAAACUCAUGUGAGAACAAUGACACCUUCAAAACUAACAUCUACCUUCCAACAUAUAUUAUCGUGUUUAUUUUUGGAUUUAUUGAAAAUGUCUUCUGUUUAUAUGUAUUCCUGAAGUUAUACAAGAGGAAGACAGCAAUCGGCGUUGUCACCGUGAACCUGGCAAUAUCGGAUUUACUGUUUGUUUGCACUUUGCCCUGGCGGGUGCACUAUUAUUUGAACAAUGGCAAGUGGAACCUUCCACAUUCCUUAUGUGCAUUUAUGUCGUAUGCUCUGUACCUCAACAUGUACUGCAGCAUCUACUUUCUGACUCUCAUGAGUGUAUUGCGCUACUUUGCUAUAGUACAUCCAAUGAAUGCUUUAAAGUAUAGAAGUGUUAAAUCUGUUCAAAUCGUAUGUGUUGCAAUAUGGAUAUUUGUGGGUAUCACAGCCAGUCCUUUUCUAACAGGUGGCAGUUACAUCAAUAAAAAUAAUGAAACAAAAUGCUUUCACCUCAAAGAUGGUGUUGACUAUAGAAUAUUUGUGAUGAAUUUAAUUUCCCUGGUUGUGGGUUGUAUUGUUCCCUUCUUUAUUAUCAUCAUCUGUUACACACUUGUUGUUAAGGCCUUGCUAAUCUCAAAGGCAAAACAUCAUCAGAAAAUGAGCUCCCUCAGAAAAGCUAUCGCCUUGAUUAUUAUUGUAAUGGUUAUAUUUUUAACCAGUUUUCUGCCCUAUCACAUUCUCCGAACUGUCCACGUUGCCAUUAACUUGAACGUGGGACAUAUAUCCCAAGCCAGUUGUUUUAUCCAGAAAUGUGUGGUAGUUACACAGUGUGGCGCAGCAAUCAAUUCCUGUUUGGAUCCUCUUUUGUACUACUUUGCAGCAGAGACCUUUAGGGGCAAAGUGAAAACAACAGCCAAUAACAUAUUCAAAUGCGUGAUGCAAAGAAGUUGAAUCUAUACUGCUAUUCUGUAAGUGUUCUAUAGCAUAGAAACACCUCAUUCUGUCCAACUUGUCCAUGCCAGCCAGAUAUCCUAAACUAAUCUAAUCCCAUUUGCCAUAAACUCUUCCUAUUCAUGUAUCCAUCCAGAUGCCUUUUUUAAAUGUUUGUAAUUGUACUAGCCUCCCCCACCUCUUCUGGCAGUUCAUUCCAUACGUAUACCACUGUCUGUGUGAAACGUUGCCCCUCAGGUCCCUUUUUAAAUUUUGCCCUCUCACCUUAAACCCAUGCCCUCUAGUUUUG